AAAAUAGAUGGAAUAUAUAAAGACAAAAAUUUAAGAAAAGAAAAAUGAAAAUAGGUGUGUGAAUUUGACAAGCUAGAGAGUGACCGCUGGCUUUUGGAUACACCAAAAAGCAUGGAAUGCUUACACGCUCAGCUAUGGCUUUCCUUUUCUCUAUCCAUUUCUCUCUCUGAGUACUAAAAAAAUUUCAAAAGGGGAAAUCUGUUCAUCUUCUUAGCAACAGCCUGUUAACGCUGUGAAAUUCCUCUUACCCAAUUGAAAAAAGCAGCCGACAGCACACAAUUUGCAGCUUCCCCAGCUCAUACUCUACCCUUUUUUCUAGUUCUAUCGCUCUCUCUUUUCAAUCUUCCAACCAAUGCCUUGCGAACCUUAUUGGGUUUCGGAAUUUUUGUGAUCAGAGUCCCCCGUUUGGAAGAAUCUCAACUGGGUUUUGCUCUAAACAUCUCAGAAUGCGAACCCAGAUGGGAACUCGUUUGCUUGCUCUGUUUCUUUUGGGGUUCUGUGUUCUACUAUCUACUGUGAUGCCAGAUCUUGGCUCUGAUAGAACAGCUCUGUUGGCCCUUCGCUCUGCUGUGGGUGGCCGAACUCUUCGGCUCUGGAAUGUGACUGAUCAGAAUCACUGUUCUUGGCCUGGGAUUCAAUGCGAGGACAAUCGUGUCACUGUUCUGCGUCUUCCCGGAGAGGCGCUUUUUGGUCAAUUACCGACCGGCAUUUUUGGGAACUUGACUCAGCUUCGCACUCUCAGCCUUCGGCUCAACGCCCUUUCCGGCCCACUCCCAUCAGAUCUCUCUGCCUGCAUUAAUCUUCGCAACCUCUAUUUGCAAGGUAAUGAGUUUGCAGGUCUUGUCCCUGAUUUCUUGUUCCAGCUUCAUGAUCUUGUUCGUCUUAAUUUGGCGUCCAAUAACUUUUCUGGGGAGAUCUCUUCUGGGUUCAACAAUUUGACCCGUCUUAGGACACUGUUCCUCGAGAACAAUCGCCUGUCUGGGUCUAUCCCGGAUUUGAAGAUCCCUAUGGAUCAGUUCAAUGUUUCUAACAAUCAAUUAAAUGGGUCGGUUCCAAAGGGAUUACAGUCGUUUUCUUCGCGUUCCUUUUCGGGCAAUUCUCUCUGCGGCCGCCCUCUAGAGGCUUGCGUUGGUGAUCUUGUUGUGCCGACUGGGGAGGUUGGGGACAAUGGUGGCUCUGGACACAAGAAAAAGCUGUCGGGGGGAGCCAUUGCUGGGAUUAUCAUUGGAUCUGUACUGGGUUUUGUAUUGAUACUUGUAAUCUUAAUGCUUUUGUGCCGAAAGAAAAGUGCCAAGCAAACGAGUUCAGUCGAUUUAGCCACAGUGAAGGUUCCUGAAGUUGAAGUUCAGGCGGUUAAGCCAGUCGGCGAUAUCGAAAAUGGCGGUCAUAGUGAUGGUUUUACUGUACCAGCCACUGCCACUGCCACUGCCACUGCUGCUGCAACAGCGGCGGCGGGAACAGUGAAUGGCAAUGGAACUGGGUCUAUAAAAUUGGUGUUUUUUGGUAAUGCUGCAAGGGUUUUUGAUUUGGAGGAUCUUUUGAGGGCUUCAGCCGAAGUGUUGGGGAAAGGAACCUUUGGGACUGCUUACAAAGCUGCAUUGGAAGUGGGUUCUGUAGUGGCUGUGAAGAGGUUGAAGGAUGUCACCAUAACUGAGAGGGAAUUCAGAGAGAAGGUUGAAGCUGUUGGUUCUAUGGAUCAUGAAAACUUGGUCCCUCUCCGGGCUUACUAUUUCAGUGCUGAUGAGAAGCUUAUUGUCUAUGAUUACAUGCCCAUGGGAAGCUUAUCUGCUCUUCUACACGGAAACAAAGGAGCUGGAAGGACUCCAUUGAGUUGGGAAAUCAGGUCUGGAAUUGCCCUUGGAGCUGCUCGUGGAAUUGAAUAUCUGCAUUCACAAGGUCCUAGUGUCUCCCAUGGAAAUAUAAAAUCUUCGAAUAUUCUACUAACCAAAUCCUAUGAUGCUCGAGUCUCCGAUUUCGGUUUAGCGCAUCUUGUUGGACCAUCUUCCAGCCCCAACAGAGUAGUUGGUUACCGUGCACCAGAGGUCACUGAUCCUCGUAAAGUAUCUCAUAAGGCUGAUGUGUAUAGUUUUGGCGUAUUGCUAUUGGAGCUUUUGACAGGAAAGGCUCCUACCUACUCCCUUUUGAAUGAGGAAGGAGUUGAUUUACCUAGAUGGGUGCAGUCAGUUGUUAGGGAGGAAUGGACUUCUGAAGUUUUCGACCUCGAACUUCUUAGGUACCAAAACAUCGAGGAGGAAAUGGUUCAACUAUUGCAGCUUGCAGUCGAUUGCGCAGCUCAGUAUCCUGAUAAGCGCCCCACAAUGUCCGAAGUCACAAAGCGUAUAGAAGAGCUUCGCCAAUCCAGCCUACACGAAGUUGUCAAUCCACAACCCGACGCUGCUCGUGAAUCAGACGACAUGUCUUCUAGGUGAGUUUGUUGGUGGUUUAUAGGGUAAAUUUUAUCUCCAUUUGUUGCAUUCUCAAUUUAUUUACCUACCUGCCAUCAUAUCUUUCAUUUGAAGCCAAGAAGAAGUAAGAAGGUAAAGAUUUACCAACAGUUUGAAUUCCUUUAAUGUCUUGUAUUUGUUGUUGGGUUGGUGAUGCAAUUAAUUACUGCCUUUGCCUUUACUUUUGGCUUUUGCUUUUGCUUUUGAUGUGUCGAUAUUGAUGAGAUGUUCUUGUUCUUCUUCUUUAGCUUCUAUGAUGAACUUUGUUUGUUG
This is a messenger RNA of Cucurbita maxima (winter squash), 2717 nucleotides long. RefSeq names its product probable inactive receptor kinase At1g48480. Lineage: Eukaryota; Viridiplantae; Streptophyta; Magnoliopsida; Cucurbitales; Cucurbitaceae. Bases 447 to 2429 code for a protein of 660 amino acids. The transcript is spliced from 2 exons. Gene Ontology annotation, molecular function: ATP binding; protein binding; protein kinase activity. Gene Ontology annotation, biological process: protein phosphorylation. The record is from RefSeq and is a predicted model, not a curated record.